Molecule: messenger RNA, 969 nt
Organism: Fonsecaea multimorphosa CBS 102226
Lineage: Eukaryota; Fungi; Ascomycota; Eurotiomycetes; Chaetothyriales; Herpotrichiellaceae
Exons: 1
Coding region: 1-969 (322 amino acids)
Source: RefSeq, a predicted model, not a curated record
AUGGAAAAGAGUCUUCUUCCCGCGUCCUGGCAGCGCCUCUCAGACAACCCUUUUGGGGGUAACAAGUUCAUCGACAUGAAGCCCGGAUUUCUGAUCGGUAGCGACCCUCACAACCUAAGCUGGCUCGGCAACGGAGUGGACGAGCCUUUCAAGCAUGCAAUUCCACAGUCAAGCUCGAGCACCCCUUGGUCGAAAAGUGAAGAGCCAGGCUCCUGGCUUCCUUCUAUUCUGACCGGUCUCUGGCCCACAUUCAAGUCAUCUGGAGCAGCCGGGGCUUCGGCCCAAGCCUCGUCAAGUGACUCGUCUAGCAGAACCAGUUCUCGUGCGGCCGAGCUUUCCACCGAACUUUGCACGGAGUGGCCAGUUCCAUAUGGUAACUUCAAGAUUGAUCAACGCGCCUCUCUGGAUCUUGAGGGGCCCCACUACCUAGGCCCGACUCUAGCAUUCACAUCGACGCACAAUCUCUUCAAUCUCACCGCUAAUAAGAAAGGGCUCGAAACGACGGGGCAUUUCCCAAAGAUGCCAAAGGAAUACUCAUAUUCCCUUGGCGUCGACGUGAGGGAGACCCACGCCGAACACAAUCACUCUCCAGGCGAAACCAGGUCGGAUUGCCCUCUUUGCCUUCUCGCACGCAACAAUAGGGUUAUGGAUCAAUACGGCCUAGAUGUGGCAGUGGGUCUUCAAAAACGAGGCGACCGUGGCAGGGUGGAAGCAAAGUUGAUCUUUGACCUUGACGGCAAAGAACAGACAAGAGUGAGAUUGGCGGGGGAGCGCGAAUUUAACUCGAAUCUCCAAUUCGGUGCAGAUGCUGAGUUCGACGGGAAAGGGCAACAUUUGUUGGGGGCAAACGCGUCUUACAAUGUCGGCAGGCCUGGCCGAGUAGGAGCCAGGAUCCAGGUCACAAACGCGAAGACCUCUUCCGCAUCAAAAUUUGCUGUGUGGUGGACAAAGACACUGUGGCGGAGCUAG